AUGGGGUCGGCGGCGGCGGCGGCGGCGGCGGCGGCGGCGGCGGGGGACUCGGCGCAGUGGCUGUCGGUGAAGGAGGAGACCAUCUUCCUGCACGACGGCCUCAUCCGCGUCACCGACCUGGCCGAGCUGCCCAGCGAGAUCCUCGGGGGCCCGGAGCCCGCGGACACCGAGCUGGAGAUUUUGACAUUCGAGACCAAGAAUCCCACCGAGUUAGCAGAACGUUUGCGUUCAGUGUGUGGAAACCAGAGCAAUGCCUAUGCCCGCCUGCUCGAGUACCGCCUCAACGCUCUGCGGGGCCUGUGGAACGCUCAGCGGCAGCUGGCCUUGGAAGAACAACACGAAAGGGAAAACUCUGGGGACGAAGAAACUCUGGCCCUGCUCAAACGCCAAGGGCUCCUGCAGCAACCCGAGCAGGCUCCGUUCACCUCCCGAAUGGGGCUCCUGUUGGUCUUUCCCCUCAUUCAGUCCCAGAGCAGAACGGACCCGUCUCUCUGUAACAUAACCGCCGAGGUGCUCUUGAAUUGCCUGCGGGACUGCCAGCCGUUGAGUUUGACUAAGGAGCCAGCUGACUGUCUUAACGGGAUCGAGGCAUUGCUCUGCUCUUGGUUGGAGGAGACGACUGCUUCGGGCCAGCAGAUCCCGUAUAAGCAAAAAGAAAAUGCCGCCGCUGCUCUCGUGGCCUUGGCGUGUGCAAGGGGUUCGUUGAAAACAUUUGUUCAUACAGUCCACCUGUUACAGAAACAGACCGAUCUGGGGUCCCUGCCUGUAGCCGACGUGUUGUACAGGUUGCUGCUUUUGGAAGGGGGGCCGGGAUCCCCUUCCUGUCUGCUCGGAGGGAAGCACAUGGUGUCGUGGGGAUUUGAAGAUAUGUUGCCUGCACCUGAUGGUAAUACAGGCUCCAGUGCUGAGAAUAAAGAUGCCGAUUUGGGACGCUGCCUCACAGCAGAUGGCCUCUACCUGUAUACCACUAAUUCUGUUGGUAGAGGAGUAAGCAAAUUAGGAUCUGGAUUACAUGGAACUUUACGAGGUUUUGUGUACUGCCGUAAUGAAGAGCUGGAGCCAGGAUGGAUUGCUUUCGGCAAUGGCAAUCUACUUCAUCGGCCUGUCUCUUUUGAUAAUAAGCCUCACUCCCUCUUCCAGGUCAUUGACCAGAACACCCUUCAGGUAUGUCAGGUGGUGCCAAUGCCAGCAAACCACUUUCCGACGGGCAGCACUAUGAGCACUGUGCAUCUUUCUUCGGAUGGCACUUAUUUCUAUUGGAUCUGGUCGCCUGCCAGUCUCAAUGAAAAAACACCCAAGGGGCACUCUGUCUUUAUGGACAUUUUUGAACUUGAGGUUGAAAACGGAAUAUGUGUAGCCAAUCCUCUUCAGGAACGCAUUAUUCUCAUGAGGAAAGAGGGAGAGUCUGCAAAAAGUAUUAAUGAGAUGCUUCUGAGUCGGCUUUCGAGGUAUAGGGCCUCCCCCUCAGCAACUCUGGCUGCCCUAACUGGCUCUACCAUCUCCAAUACUCUGAAGGAAGAUCAAGCAGCUGCCAACACCAGCUGCGGGCUGCCGCUGAAAAUGUUGAGGAAGACCCCUGUCUACACAUGUGGUACCUACUUGGUGAUGUUGGUUCCGCCUCCAGGAGGAUCAGGCAGCUCUGCCACCCGCUCACUCUUCGGAGGGACAAGUGGUUUGUCCUCUUUAAAAAUUCUUGCUUCUAGCUUGGUGUACAAUAUUUCGGACGGUCAGUUCACUAGCCGGGCAGACCUCAUCGAUGCUGCAGGAAGCUCACUCGGGCGUGGUGCACUCGUACCAGGACUGGGUGCGUGUUAUGAUACAGUAAAUAACAUGCUAUGGACCUGCUCCAAUGACUAUAUUGAUCAGUGGUGCAAUCCUGGGAAUCAAGCUUUCCAUUAUGUCUGCCAGAGACUAGGAGUCAGCCACAUCAUCACGGAACCAAAAGGAGAGGCUAUAACCACAAAUGAGGUUAUAAACCAGUUAUUGCACCAUGUUGGUGCUAUGUGCAUCCAUCAACUCAAUCUUCUCGCAACCAAUAGCAACUUGCCAAUAACGAAUUUUCUGGGCAAGCAACAUCCAAUUGAAGCACACCAUCUUAGCAGUAUUUGUGACAUUAUGGAGAAAGCCAUGGUCAAUGGAGACACCUGUAUUAUCCGCUGCAUCCUUGUCGUCUUUCAGGUGGUGUUUAGGUUUUUCUUCAGUCAGCAAUCGGAACGGAAUCGAGACAUCAUUCGUCGUUCUGGGCUUCUACUGUGGCAGCUGUUGAUGGCCCCGAGAGACCAGAUUUGCCCUGAAAUCCAGAAGGAGGUCUGUCUAGCCAUCAGCUCUGGUUUAAAUAUCCUAUACCCAGGGGAGAUGGAAAUGAAUAAUUUACUUAAACUGGUUCUAACUGAAGGAGAGAGGAAUACGGGGCUUUCCCAGCUCCGUGAUGUGAUCCUGACUAAUUUAACAGAACAGCUGCAGAACAACAGAUUUGGGAGUGAUGAAGAUGAUCAUUACAGACUAAAUGAUGAGCUAUUGCACUACAUUCUGAAGAUUGUUGUUCGGGAAUCCUGUAUCUUAAUCACCAAGUGCCAAACUGUCUCUAAAGAUGAUUUUCAAAAACUCCUUUCAACUGUGCCUGCUGCAUCAUCCUGUUUGCGGUAUCUGAUGGCAGUACAGAACCACCUUCUCAGUAAUACUAUUUUGAUUAAACCUGAUGAGAACGAUGACAGUGACAACUCCUUGCAGGGCGAGACAUUGAAGGUACAGGAGCUAAAGACGAGUAUUUUGGCUCUUGCGACCCAAAUCUUGACUGGAUGUGAUGAAGUUUUAGAAAUGCUACAGCAGGUCACGACGGCUCUCAUAAACAGUGACACAGCGGACCGUGAACAGAGGUUAAAAGGCUUGGAACAAGUUACGAAGGCUACCAUGCUUGGUCACCUUCUCCCAGUAUUACUCACUUCCCUGAUGCAUCCAAAUCUGCAGACUUUGACAAUGGCUGAUGCCCUGAUGCCUCAACUGGUUCAGCUUGUCCUUUAUACCAGUCAGACUGCCUUGCUGCUUAAAACUCAGUCUCCAGUUUUUUCGGAAAUGGGCUCUCCCCCCUGCGGUGCCUUAGAUCAGAAGGGCAAGCUGUUUCCAGAUGAGAGAAUGCUGGAAGAGAAAGAAGAACCAGGCUUUCUCACCGGUUUAAAGAUUCCUGCUCCCUGGGCCGCAGGGAAGACUGUAGAAACAGUUCAUCCAGUCAGGGACAACUAUAAGUUUAAAGAAACGGUCCACAUCCCAGGAGCCCGUUGUCUCUAUCUUAGAUUUGAUAGCCGAUGUUCUUCACAGUAUGAUUAUGAUAAGUCUAACAGUAUAUUUUCUGUUUUGAAGUUGGUGAUAUAUGCUGGGCCUAACACUAACAGUAGGAAGGUUGCUGAAUAUGGAGGCAAUACACUGGGAUAUGGCAGUCGUAGUGUCUUAGGAACUGGUUGGCCGAAAGACUUAGUGAAGGUUGAAGGAGAUACAGUCACCUUCUCCUUUGAAAUGAGAAGUGGCCGUGAACACAACACUCCAGAUAAAGCUAUGUGGGGCUUUGCUUGCACAGUUCGCGCUCAGGAAUCUUCAGAGGAUGUGUCAGGAGGAUUGCCCUUUUUGGUAGACCUGGCUUUAGGUCUGUCUGUAUUAGCUUGUUCCAUGUUAAGGAUCUUAUACAAUGGACCAGAAAUUACCAAAGAAGAGGAAACCUGUCAGGAGCUCCUAAGAUCUAAACUUUUACAAAGAUGUCAGUGGCAAGUGGAAGCCAAUGGAGUAAUCUCUCCUGCUCUUACACCAAGUCCCUCGCCCCUGCCGCUUACCAUAGACGAAGACCGAGAAUUCACAUACCCAUCUGAUGUCCUUGUGCCUCCAGUUGGAAAUUACUUCGAUCUACCUAGGAUCAGGCUGCCACCCGGCAUCAUGAUAAAGCUCAGGGAAAUUUCUGGGCGGGCUAGACCUCAGUUUCGACCAAGCAUAAAGGAGGUGAUUCAACCAGAUGUGAUGGAAGAAAUGGUAGUUUCGUGUGUUAUUAAACACUUGAAUUUAGUUGAUGCACUGCAGUCCCUGAUAAAUUUCCAAUAUCAAGAGGAGCAUGCUGAAGAGUAUGAUUUAUUAUGUAAAAUUAUGGGCGAGACCUUUAAAAAACUCAAUGCCAUGGAAAGACAGCUGCAGAGUGUUGCUGAACUGGAACAGAAAUGGCAAAGUGAGGUAGAUGAAGCCUUGCAAGGAAAGCUGGAAAACAAUGCUCCAUUCUUUUACGACUAUCAUUUCAAUGAAAACAAAAUGAAAGAAUUAGAACUUUUAUGUUCAAUGAAGGAAGUCUCCUUUGAUGGAAGUGAUCUUGAGAAUAUGGUCCUGUCACUGAGAGAGAAGUUUCUACAAGAAGUGAAUUCUCUUAUUCAGAAACCCUCACAUCCAAUGGCUAAGACUAAAACGUUGGUUAAGAGUCUGAUGAACAGAGCAGAACUGCUGUUGCAUGUGACAAUUGCAGCCCAGUCUAGCCUCACAAGAAGCAUAUCAGGCACCCCAGCUGAAACACCAGCAUGUAAGUCAGCAUCGGAAACAAAGGUGAUAUCGCCUGUUAUCCGGCAGCCCGUCUUUCUCCGCAGCAUGUCAGCUCCUUCUGACCUGGAAAUGAUCGGCAACGAAGAUUUGGAAUUUACUAGGUCAAAUCAGAGGCGGCGCCACGUUACCAGCCAUCGCAGCAGCUCUUUUACUCUCCUCCAGUCAUUGGCCAUAGAAGACAGCAGAGACAAGCCCACGUACAGCGUCUUGCUAGGACAGCUCUUUGCUUUCAUUGGGACAAACCCCGACCAAGCAGUUUCCAGUAGCAGUUUUCUCUUAGCUGCUCAGACCAGGUGGCGGCGUGGGAAUACCCGGAAGCAGGCCCUAGUACACAUGAGAGAGCUGCUGACAGCCGCGGUUCGAGUCGGGGGAGUAACACAUCUCGUUGGGCCGGUAACCAUGGUUCUUCAAGGAGGCCCUAGAAUUGAAGAAUUAACGUGCGGAGGGAUGGUUGAACAGGUUCAGGAAGCUUUUGGAGAGACCAUGACUUCUGUGGUUACAUUGUGUGCUCGUUAUCCUAUUGCUUGUGCGAACAGCAUUGGCCUCUUGUGUACCAUACCCUACACAAGGAGUGAAGAGAAGUGCCUGGUCCGUAGUGGCCUCGUCCAACUCAUGGACCGACUCUGUAGCUUAAGCAGUCAGACGGAAUGCAGCUCCAACGAAAAACAGACGAAGAAACAGAAAGUGGCCACCAUGGCUUGGGCUGCUUUCCAGGUCCUGGCCAAUCGCUGUGUUGAGUGGGAAAAAGAAGAAGGUGGUUCCACGGAGGCCGUCCACUCUGGGUUGGCCCGACAAGUGUCCAGCCUACUCACCAACCACCUCGCUCGAGCUACCGAGUGCUGCGGCAACCAGGCUGCUGGAAAUGAUGCCCUACAAGAUGUCCUUAGCCUCCUGAACGAUCUCUCAAGGAGUCACAUUGGUAAAGCAAUCCUCAGCCAACCAGCUUGUGUGUCCAAACUCCUUUCACUUCUGCUUGACCAGCGCCCUUCUCCGAAACUGGUCCUGAUUAUCCUUCAGCUGUGCCGGGCAGCCCUGCCUCUUAUGAGCGUAGAAGACUGUGGAAAUGUGGAGCUCCCUCCCUGGAGUUACUCUGUGCCCUCUUUAAAUAGCGAACAAGAUGAUCCCAGUGAUCCGGCUUCCAAGAUAGCGUCAUUACUCUUAGCCAAACUGGCCGAUUAUGUGGUCCCAGGUUGUCAGACGGUUCUUUCACCCACUGCUUCUGAACCCGAUACCACUUUGGCCAAAGCCAGUCCAAAAAAUUCCAUAAAAGGAGACAAAGAUCCCGGAGAGGAGAGUGAAGCAGUCGAUGGUAAACUUUCUAUUUUUAUUCACAAGCGAGAGGAUCAGUCAUCCCAUGAAGUUCUUCAGCCGCUACUGAGUAGCUCGGAAGGGCGGCCAUUCCGACUCGGCACUGGGGCCAACAUGGAGAAAGUAGUGAAAAUGGAUCGAGAUAUGACGAAGGGUGGCUGCUGUGAAGUUAUUACGGAAGAGGCUGCGGCUGCUCUUCGCAAGGCAACCAAAUGGGCCCAGUCAGGCCUCAUUGUCAGCGUUGGGCCACCCGUAGAAACGGUCAGCCCAGAGACCACAAGUGGACUGUCCACGGGUGACAAGAAGAAAACUGCUCAAACUUCAAUUUGCCGGGAGAGGAAUGCUGAGCUUGCAAGAACAGACCCGGUCCGACCUUUCAUCAGUGGUCACGUGGCAAACAGUAUGGCAGCAGAAGUGAUCGCUCUGCUGCACAGCUUACUGAUGGCUCCUGAAUCCAAUGCAGCCCAGAUAUGGACGACAACGGCCGAAAAGGUUCUCUCUCAAGCACUGAUGUACAUUCCACAACUGGGAAAAUACGCCGAGAGCAUCUUGGAGAAUGGAAGCAGCAGCGGAAGGAAACUUGCUAAACUACAGAGAAUUGCCCGACAGGCAGUGGCUGCACUGUGUGCACUUGGCGGCUUUAAAGAAACAAUCAAGAUAGGGUCUGAAGUUCAGGUUUUAGGAAGAGGAAUAUCAGGAAGCAUUGGAAUUGUGGCAUCAAUUAAUGAACAGGAAGGUAUAGCCACUGUCAAAUUUCCACCUAUAGAUUGUAGGAAGACCUCGCAAGCAUCAGACACACUGACCAUUCCAUUAUCUAGACUCUGUGUUCCAAAGUCCGAGGCAUUGCCUCUUCAUAAACUGUCCAUUACUGAGAAGGUAGUACAGGCAGUCCAGUCCAUGUUGCUUCCUCAGGAGGGAAGUCUCUCUAUUCAUACCUCACUUCCUGCAACAGGAGAUGGCUCAACUCCAGUAAUGGCAGUGGUUCGACUCCUUGCUGAAAUCAGAACAAGAGCAUGUCUGGUAAUGGCCCAGCUUUUAGAAGACAGCUUGUUCUGUGAAGAAUUCAUACAGCAGUGUCCAGCUGCUGUUGAAGUUCUUAAUCUGGUUGCACAGGAAUGCAGCCCAGGGGAGCGGCACAUGGUUGUAGAAGUACAGUGUGAAAGGUUGAGGAUGCUGUACCGAGACUGUGCUCGUCCCCCUCCCCCACCACUCCAGGCCGACCGGAGACAGCCCAAGGAGAUCACUUGGAGCCCGUCUCGAGUAUUCCCCCCAGUGCGAGCCUGUAUGUUCUCGUCGCACCUGACUGCAGUGACUUUUCUAGCUGAUCCUAGUGCAGGAGGGGGACUGCCUCGGGGUACAUUUAUCUAUGCCACCUCACCACUUCCCAUCCAGGCCCCAUCGUUCUACUGGGAGAUCGAAACGGUUUCCUAUGGAGAUUCGGAUGAUGACACUGGCCCAAUCGUUUCGUUUGGCUUUGCUACCGAUGCAGAGAAAAGAGAUGGAGCGUGGACAAACCCCGUCGGCACUUGUCUCUUCCACAAUAAUGGUCGAGCUGUGCACUACAAUGGCUCCAGUUUACUCCAGUGGAAAAGUGUCCGGUUAGAUGUGACUCUUUCACCAGGUGAUGUGGCGGGAAUCGGCUGGGAAAGAACUGAGGGGACACCCCCUCCUCCGGGGCAGCCAGCAAAGGGCCGUGUCUAUUUCACCUACUGUGGGCAGCGCCUUGUGCCAUACCUGGAAGACGUCUCUGGCGGAAUGUGGCCCGUGGUCCACAUUCAGAAGAAGAACACUAAAAUCCGGGCCAAUUUUGGGUCUCGCCAAUUCGCCUAUGCUGAAGGUCAGGCCCACCGGAAUGCCGCUGACUUGUGCAUUGACCUUGCUGAAGAAAUAAGUGCUAAUUUUGAAGCACUGCCCUUUGCCAUGGCUUCUGACAGCGAUAAUGAUGCUGGUACCAGCAUAGCAUCCGAUCCAGGAACGCAUGGGCCUCCCUGCCGCAUCGCUGCUGUGGCCACAGCUCAACAACAAUAUGACAGUGACACUUCUUGUCACUAUAAAGUGGAGCUCAGUUAUGAGAAUUUCAUUACAUCUGGCCCAGACCCCCACCCCCCACCCAUCGCAGAUGACGAAAGCGAUGACGAUGAUGACGACGACAUUCCUCAGGAGGACCACUAUGCUCUGCUGGUGAAAGCCUGGGAGACCAAAGUUUUCCCAACUAUUAGAAGGCGUUUCCGUAAUGAAGCUGAGCGGAAGUCAGGCCUGGACCAGAUUAAGGGCGCUUUGCAAUUAGGCAUGGUGGAUAUAGCCCGACAGACUGUUGAAUUCCUCUAUGAGGAAAAUGGUGGCAUCCCAAGAGACCUUUACCUUCCUACCAUUGAAGACAUCAAAGAUGAAGCCAAUAAAUUCACAAUUGAUAAAGUUCGAAAAGGUCUCACAGUCGUCACUCGAGCUCCAGACACUAAUAACGUGACCAGCAAUGCUGUCGGAACCGCUCUACCUAAAUUUGCCAUCCGGGGAAUGCUGAAAACCUUCGGCCUCCAUGGCGUCGUUUUAGAUGUUGAUUCAGUCAAUGAAUUGGUGCAGGUGGAAACUUACCUCAGGAGCGAAGGAGUGUUGGUAAGGUACUGGUAUCCUAUUGACAUGUUAGAAAGGCCUCCUGCUGGGUACAGGCGCACCGCAACCAAUGGGCUGGUCACCCUGGACAACACCAACAUUCAAAUCCACAGAGAAUUGCUGAGAUGUGAGGCCUCCCUAGCCCGUUUAUACUGCCGCAUGGCCCUCCUCAAUAUCUUUGCCCCCAAACUGCCUCAUUUGUUUACUCGUCUGUUUCAUAUUCCUGCCAUUCGGGAUAUCACUCUGGAGCAUCUACAGCUACUGUCCAAUCAGCUGCUCCCACCACCUCUGCCUGAUGGCACCAUCAGCUCAAGUUCGAUUCUUUUGGCCCAGUCUCUGCAACACUGCAUCCAUUCCCAGAACUGUUCGGCCACAGAUCUCUUCUACCAGGGUAACUCCCAGUUGAUCAGAGAAUGGCUAGAUGUAGCAAUCACUAGAACCCUGCAUCAAGGAGAAGAGAGUCUUCUAGAUCUGACUAAACAGAUCUGUUCCUUCCUGCAGACGGCUCCAGAACAGUUUCCCUCAGAAGAGUUCCCUGUUUCCGAGUCCAAAGUCAAUAUGGAUGUUAAUUUCCCCGGGGCAGCUUUUGUUGUUGUAUCUUGUAAAGAGAGUCAAUCUGGAUUCCGCAAAGACUCCUCCCUCUAUAAAGCUCCAUGGGUGCGAGUGCUUGUGUAUGGUCUUGGUCAUAAAGUGAAGAGGAAUGGCCAGCUGAACCUCAUCGAAGCUGUUUGCUACCCCCGGGAUGCCUCUCCAACCAAUACGGGCCUUACCCCACCCCCCACGACCAACCAGUAUCCCUCUGUCAUCAUCUCCACUGACAAGGUCCACAUCAAACUGGGAGUCUCUCCUCCUCCUGGAGCGGUUUUAGUAUUGCAUUCUCUGCCCCUGGAAUUCCCACUGGCCAUGGCUUUUACAGAGCAGCUGUUGUCUUGGAAAUCUGAAGGCGGUGAAGGGAAAUCAGAAGACGGGCUUGGCACCAUCCCCGCUUCGGUUCUUCUGCAAGUAGUGGAACUCCUUGGAAACUUUCUCUGGACGACCGACAUGGCCGCUUGCGUGAAAGAGCUGAUCUUCCACCUCCUGGCCGAGCUGUUACGCAAAGUGCACGAUUUGGAGCAGAGGAAGAACCCUUCCGGGCUGUCGUCUUCCAUCGCGCUUCAGCUGAACCCUUGCUUGGCCAUGCUGAUGGCCCUCCAGUCGGAGCUGCACAAGCUGUACGACGAAGAAAGCCAAAACUGGGUGACGGGAAACACCUGCGGUGGCUCCGGCACCGCAGUGGCCGACCAGGGCAGAUUUUCCACCUACUUCCACGCUCUGAUGGAAGGCUGCCUGGCGGUUGCCGAAGUGACGCUGCCCAUCAACAUGAGCGUGACGGCCAGCGUGAUGUCCUCAGCCAACGCGCCGACCCUCAGUGACUCCUCCUCCUCUUCCUCGUCUUCCCCGGGGCAGACGCCUCAGAGUCCGAGCCUCCUCUCCAAGAGGAAGAAAGUCAAAAUGAAGCGAGAGAAGGCCGCCUCCUCCUCCUCUUCCUCGGGGAAACGGUCCUCCUCCCGAACGACGGACUCGGACGCCACCGUGCUCAGCAUAGGGGGAAGCAAACCCGAGGACAUGCUGUGGUUCCACAGAGCCCUGACCUUGCUCAUCAUCCUCAGGCACCUGACCAAGAAGGAUCCCCACGGCCUGGGGGUGACUAACGACGCCAUCGCCGAUGCCUGCCAGGCCCUGGUGGGCCCCACGGCUCACAGCCGCUUGCUCGUGAUCUCCGGCAUCCCCACCCACCUGGACGAGGGCAUCGUCAGAAACGCCAUCCGAAAGGCCUGCAACGCACACGGUGGAGUCUUCAAGGAUGAAAUCUACAUCCCCCUCCAGGAGGACGACCCCAAGAAGCCAAAGGACAAAGCCGAAGGAGGGGAAUGUAAAACGGACUCCGAAAAGCCGGUCGUUUGCGGCGGGGCGGACGGUCUGGAUGUCAGCAGCUCGAGCAGCGUCGCCCCGGCUAUGAGCGUCAGCGCGUCGGCCUCCACCAGCCAGGCCUCCGUCUGCAGCUCCCAGGGAAUCUCUCAGGCGGUCAGCGAUAUGUCCGUGGACCAGUUCCCCCCUGGGCUGGAGUUAGCCAUCCCCCCCAGCUUGCUAGAACCUCACGUCGUCUCCAGCCAGGAGAGUCUGGACAUUUCCCUCUGCAGCACCGGGAGCCUGGGGAGUCUGGGCAGCUUGGGGGAGCCCCCGGAUAACGCCGAAACAGCUUCUGGGUCUGACGUGGGAUCGAUGUACACGGUCACGUCCCUGGACAACCAGCCCUUGACGUCUCGGCCGAUCAAAGGCUUUGCGGUAGUGGAGAUAAGAUCAAGAGCUAAAGUAGAGAAAAUCCGAGCCAGUUUAUUUAACAAUAAUGAUUUGAUUGGCUUGUCGAGUCUGGAUGGUGAAGAUGAAUUAAUGGAAAUGUCAACUGAAGAGAUUUUGACUGUAUCUACUGUAAACCAGAGCCUAUUCGAUACCCAAGGCAGCCCAGGCCUAGAAGAUUAUUUCAACGACAAGUCAAUAAAAGGUGAGAAGCUGGUGCCGGGAGCUCGAGAGGUGCUCACCGACAUAUUUAAAAGUUGUGCCCAUUCGGAGCAGAUGCUGAGCCUGACUCCAGCUAAGCCAAUUAAAGUCUCUGACAUCUACCUCAGUAAAGAACAGAUCAACUCUCAGACACCGGGAAACCUCCUUCACGUAUUCUUCACGAAUGUCCGGCCCCCAAAGAAGGUGCUAGAGGAUCAGCUCACUCAGAUCUUGAGAAAAUACGGGGUGCCCAAGCCUAAGUUUGACAAGAGCAAAUACAGCAAAGCGGGGAAAGAACAGCACCCCGUGAAAGUAGUGAGCACCAAACGGCCAAUCACCAAGCCUCCAGCAAAGGAAAAAUCAGUGCUCAAUAGCGUCAGCAGGACAGCCUUAAGUGAGAAGAAACCAAUUGUGAAACCUAAGUCUCCUGAGAAGAGCAAACCUGAUGAAAAGGACCCUGAAAAGUCACCCACCAAAAAACAAGAAGUCCCUGAAGAAAAGUAUUUGACCCUAGAGGGAUUUCACAAAUUUGUUGUUGAUCGAGCCAAACAAGACAUCCGCAGUGUCUGGAGAGCUAUUUUAUCCUGUGGCUACGACCUUCAUUUUGAAAGGUGCGCCUGCAUUGACGCCAGACAUGCCCAGAAAGCAUCGAAGAAGUGGACUCUGGAGAUGGACGUCGCCCUCGUGCAGUAUAUCAACCGAAUUUGUCGUCACCUGGCCAUCACACCAGCCCGGCUUCACCCUCAUGAAGUGUAUUUGGAUCCGGCAGACACCGCAGACCCCAGAAUCGCCUGUCUCCUCAACAUUCCCAUCGAAAGCUUACGCCUGCGCUUCGCUCUGCUUCAGUCUCUGAACACCACAUUAGAGACGUUCUUCCUGCCACUGGUGGAACUGCGGCAGACGGAGAUGUACGCCAACAGCAUCGCCGCCCUCCUGCAAGAAGCCAAAGGCUUAAUCUUUUAUGACACAAAGGUGAUUGUGAUGAAUCGGAUAUUAAAUGCAACGGUGCAAAGAACAGCGGACCACGCGGCCCCUGAAAUCACGUUGGAUCCCCUGGAGAUAGUGGGAGGGGAGAUCCGGUCGUCGGAAAAUUCCUAUUUCUGCCAAGCAGCCAGGCAGCUGGCCACCGUUCCGUCUUCUCAGCUCUGUGUAAAACUGGCCAGCGGCGGUGACCCCACAUACGCAUUCAACAUCCGCUUCACGGGAGAGGAGGUCCAUGGGACUAGUGGGUCUUUCCGUCAUUUCCUGUGGCAGGUGUGUAAGGAGCUCCAGAGCUCUUCUCUAUCCCUCCUCUUGCUGUGUCCCAGUUCUGCCGUCAAUAAGAAUAAGGGAAAAUACAUCCUGACUCCUGGGCCCAUCACGUACGGAGAAGAACAGCUACUUCAUUUCUUCGGACAGCUGUUGGGAAUUGCCAUCCGAGCGGAUGUGCCUCUCCCUCUGGACCUCUUAUCCUCCUUCUGGAAGACUCUGGUCGGGGAGCCACUGGAUCCCGACGGGGACCUCCGGGAAGCUGACAUCCUCACCUAUAACUACGUCAAAAAAUUUGAAAAUAUAAACGACGAGACGGAGCUGGAGGCUCUCUGCGCGGAGAUCGCGUCCCAGCAUCUCGUGACCGAGAGCCCCGAUUGCCCCAACAAGCCGUGCUGCAAGUUCACCUACCUGACGGUGACGGGCGAAGAGGUGGAACUGUGCUCCCGGGGCCGCCUCAUCGCCGUCGGGUGGGAGAACAAGGACGUGUACGCUGCAGCCAUCCGGAGCCUGAGGCUGAGGGAGCUGCAAAACCAGGACUGCAUGACGGCCGUUCGGGCGGGCCUGGCUUCCAUCAUCCCCCUGCAGCUGCUCACCCUGCUCACUCCGCUGGAGAUGGAGCUCCGCACCUGCGGGCUCCCGUACAUCAACCUGGAGUUCCUGAAGGCUCACACCAUGUAUCAGGUGGGGCUGAUGGAGACGGACCAGCACAUUGAAUUUUUCUGGGGUGCGUUAGAGAUGUUCACCCAGGAAGAGCUCUGCAAGUUCAUCAAGUUUGCCUGCAACCAGGAGCGGAUCCCGUUCACCUGCCCCUGCAAAGAUGGGGGGCCGGAUACGGCUCACGUGCCCCCCUAUCCCAUGAAGAUCGCCCCUCCGGAUGGCGCUGCAGGUUCUCCGGACUCUCGGUACAUCCGUGUGGAAACCUGCAUGUUCAUGAUCAAACUUCCUCAGUAUUCCUCCCUGGAGAUCAUGCUGGAGAAACUGCGCUCUGCUAUUCACUACCGGGAAGAUCCGCUGAGUGGCUGAGGAGAGCGAGCCCCGUCUCGGGGGUGACGUGAAGCGCUCUGCCGGUUCGGGAAGCCCGCCCG
Tachyglossus aculeatus (Australian echidna) is the source of this 13358-nucleotide messenger RNA. It is a transcript of the gene HECTD4, whose product is annotated as HECT domain E3 ubiquitin protein ligase 4. The record is from RefSeq and is a predicted model, not a curated record. Lineage: Eukaryota; Metazoa; Chordata; Mammalia; Monotremata; Tachyglossidae. Bases 1 to 13296 code for a protein of 4431 amino acids. The transcript has 76 exons. Gene Ontology annotation, molecular function: ubiquitin-protein transferase activity.